AUGUCCUUACGUGCUAUCCCAAUCGAACGACCAAAACACGCUGCACCAUUUCGUCCGAUCAAAAAAUUGUCACUAUAUCGAUGCAAAUCUAUCGAUGGAAAAUUCUCAAUAGCCUGGCAUUCAACUAGAGUCGAUCGGAAUGAAUCUACUGGACUGGCUAGAACCUACUCUCACGUUCGUGUCACGAUGAAAGGGUGGGCGAAGGUGUGUGGACGUUCGAAAGGGGUUAACUAG
Messenger RNA from Adineta ricciae, 234 nucleotides. The record is from the annotation of a GenBank genome assembly. Lineage: Eukaryota; Metazoa; Rotifera; Eurotatoria; Adinetida; Adinetidae.